Molecule: messenger RNA, 2460 nt
Organism: Megalopta genalis
Lineage: Eukaryota; Metazoa; Arthropoda; Insecta; Hymenoptera; Halictidae
Gene: Pp2A-29B
Product: Protein phosphatase PP2A regulatory subunit A
Biological process (GO): protein dephosphorylation
Cellular component (GO): cytoplasm; protein phosphatase type 2A complex; nucleus
Molecular function (GO): protein phosphatase regulator activity
Source: RefSeq, a predicted model, not a curated record
CAUUAUCACAGAUGAUUUACAGAAUAGACUGGAUGUGUAAUGUAAUUUUUAGCAAUUGCCAAUUAUAUUCUUAAAGUGUAAUUUUAGUGUCGCGUCCAACGUUACCGACAAACAUGAAAUUUCAGUUUGGAAGCUACUUCUCACCGGUCUGUUCGCCUAAUUGCACGAACCAUGGAGUUCCCAAGCUCUGGUGUGAUCGGCAGCAAAAUGGCAGCGAGCGACUCUCACGCGGACGACAGCCUUUAUCCGAUUGCUGUUUUGAUUGACGAACUAAAAAACGAAGAUGUACAGUUACGGCUGAACUCAAUAAAAAAAUUAUCCACUAUUGCUCUUGCUUUAGGCGUUGAACGAACACGUAGUGAAUUAAUACCGUUUUUAACGGAGUCUAUGUACGACGAAGAUGAAGUUUUACUAGCAUUGGCAGAACAACUUGGACAAUUCACACCUCUUGUGGGAGGUCCAGAAUAUGUUCACUGCUUAUUGAAACCAUUAGAGUCUUUGGCCACAGUUGAGGAAACAGUAGUACGAGACAAAGCAGUGGAAUCUUUGAGAACAAUUGCUGCUCAACACAGUCCACAAGAUUUGGAAGAGCAGUUUGUUCCCUUGAUUGAUCGGUUAGCAGGAGGAGAUUGGUUUACCUCAAGAACUUCGGCAUGUGGCCUAUUCAGUGUCUGUUAUCCACGAGUUAGUCCAUCGGUUAAAGCAUGUCUACGAAGUCAUUUUCGUAAAUUGUGCCAAGAUGACACGCCAAUGGCACGUCGGUCUGCUGCUUCAAACUUAGGAGAAUUUGCAAAAGUUAUGGAAAUUGAAUAUGUGAAAGCAGAUUUAAUUCCUAUGUUCGUUAUUCUAGCACAAGAUGAACAAGACUCUGUACGCCUCUUAGCUGUUGAAGCUUGUGUCAGCAUUGCAGCUUUGUUACCACAAGAGGAUGUAGAACAAUUAAUCAUGACCACACUUCGGCAAUGUACAGCUGAUCAAUCAUGGCGUGUACGCUACAUGGUGGCAGAUAAAUUUACUGAUCUACAAAAAGCUGUUGGUCCAGAAAUUACAAAAGUAGAUCUUGUACCAGCAUUUCAAGUACUGUUAAAAGAUAUAGAAGCUGAAGUAAGAGCCGCUGCAGCAGAUAAAGUUCGUGAUUUUUGUCAAAAUCUUGACAAAUUCAAUCAAGAAUCUAUAAUUAUGACAAAUAUAUUACCUAUAGUUAAGGAACUCGUAUCAGACCCUAAUCAACAUGUGAAAUCAGCUUUAGCAAGUGUUAUAAUGGGCCUCAGUCCAAUACUUGGGAAACAUAACACGAUCGAACAUCUUUUACCUUUAUUCUUGUCACAACUUAGAGAUGAAUGUUCAGAAGUACGACUCAACAUUAUCAGUAAUUUAGAAUGCGUUAAUGAAGUUAUUGGCAUACAACAGCUUUCACAGUCGCUUUUGCCAGCUAUUGUGGAGUUAGCUGAGGAUUCAAAAUGGCGAGUAAGAUUAGCCAUUAUAGAGUACAUGCCAUUAUUAGCUGGACAGCUUGGAGUUGAAUUCUUUGACGAGAAAUUAAAUUCUUUAUGCAUGACAUGGUUGGUAGAUCACGUGUACGCUAUUAGAGAAGCAGCUACAUUAAAUUUGAAAAAGUUGGUAGAAAAAUUCGGCCCGGAAUGGGCACAAAAUACAGUAAUACCAAAAGUUCUAGCAAUGUCGAGAGAUCAAAAUUACCUUCACAGAAUGACGUGUCUGUUUUGUAUCAACGUAUUGGCUGAAGUGUGUGGUCCAGAAAUUACAACAAAGGUAAUGCUUCCAACUGUGUUAGCAAUGGCCACCGACAACGUUGCCAAUGUACGAUUUAAUGUUGCAAAAACUCUCCAAAAGAUUGGACCUUUUCUUGAGCCUUGUGCAGUGCAAGGUCAAGUAAAGCCUGUACUUGAUAAGCUCAAUACUGACAGCGAUGUCGAUGUGAAAUACUUUGCUUCAGAAGCAAUUGCAGGCAUCGCAGGUUGAGCAAGAAAAGAAUUGCAUUUAAAUUUUAUCCAUCAGUAUCCAACUUCGACCUGAAGAAGUAACCUGCCGCAAUAUUUACACUUACACAUGGCAACAGGUAACAUUAUUGCACAGUCAGAGCAGAUCUAAUGUCGAGAAAUAUAAACUUCAAAUUAGUAGUUCAUAUUAAGCGAUAUUUUAAGUUCUGUUAUAUCUGUAUAUCUAUUAUUAUAUUACUUAUUAAAUAUUCAAUUUAAUUGGUAAAAUGUAUUUCUUACACUUACCUAAAUAAUUAUCGAAAAAAUAAUAUAACAUACCUCGAAAUCAUUCCUAAAAAAAUCAGACGCCUCAUUAUAAUCUGCUCUUCCGCAUAUACUGGUAAAAAAUUUUCUUUCAUCUUUUAUCAAUGUUUUAUUAAGCAGUAUUUUAAUUUGAUAUGUAUACGUAAUAUUGUUAAGUAUUGUCUUUAUAAACAGAAUAAUAAAUUAAUAAUAAUCAAUG